Molecule: messenger RNA, 2005 nt
Organism: Momordica charantia (bitter melon)
Lineage: Eukaryota; Viridiplantae; Streptophyta; Magnoliopsida; Cucurbitales; Cucurbitaceae
Product: butanoate--CoA ligase AAE1
Source: RefSeq, a predicted model, not a curated record
UUCCCUCACUGCCUGCAACAUAAUAUAUUUUUUCAGCUGAGGUUUUCUAAAUUUGCAGAUUCGUUGCCCACCAGAAUCAAAUUAAACCACGGUCUAAUCUUCUGUUCAAGUUUCACGCUACUGGUUUCUCCCGUCCCGUCGAUCGCCUGCAUAAUCCAUGGAUGGCAUGGAACGCUGCUCCGCCAAUCACGCGCCUCUCACUCCAAUCACCUUCUUGGAGCGCUCCGCCGCCGUCUAUGCCGACAGAAUCUCACUCGUCUACGGACACCUCCGAUAUACUUGGAGAGACACACUCCAGCGUUGUACCAGGCUCGCUUCUGUGCUCGUCCGCUUGGGAAUCGCUCGCGGAGAUGUGGUUGCUGCUUUGGCACCGAAUGUUCCAGCUAUGUACGAGCUGCAUUUUGCUGUACCAAUGGCUGGUGCGGUUCUCUGCACCCUCAACAUACGUCACAAUGCAGCAAUGGUUUCUACAUUGCUAACCCAUUCCGAAGCCAAAAUCAUUAUUGUGGACUACCAGUUUCUACACGUUGUGAAGGGAGCCAUCAAAGUUAUGUUCGAGAGAAGAGAAAAAAAGGCGCCUCUUGUUGUCAUUAUUCAAGAGUUUGGUCAAGGUCGACCAUCCGACUCCAUCGACCCAGAUCAUCUAGAGUUUGAGAGCCUUUUAGCCACGGGAGAAGUUGAUUUCAAGAUCAGGCGACCUCGAGAUGAAUGGGAUCCAAUUUCUCUUAACUAUACUUCUGGCACAACAUCAAGACCAAAGGGUGUGAUUUACUCCCAUAGAGGUGCGUAUUUGAAUACUCUGUCUACCGUUCUUCUUAAUGAUAUGUCGCCACUCCCUGUGUAUUUGUGGACUGUGCCAAUGUUUCACUGCAAUGGAUGGUGUUUUACUUGGGGCGUGGCUGCACAAGGCGGCACCAACAUCUGCCAGAGGACUGUGACUGCUAAAGAAAUCUUUGCUAACAUUUCUCGACACAAUGUUACUCAUAUGGGCGGUGCACCGACUGUGUUGAACAUGAUUAUCAAUGCACCAAUUAUCGAACAGAAGCCACUCCCUGGGAAGGUAACUGUGAUGACUGGUGGCGCUCCACCACCUUCUCAUGUGCUCUGUAAGAUGAGAGCGAUGGGGUUUUUUGUGGUUCACACGUACGGUUUGACAGAAACAUAUGGUGCAGCAACUGUUUGCAGUUGGAGACCUGAAUGGGAUUCCCUUCAUGAGGAUAAACAGGCAAAAUUGAAUUCUCGCCAAGGAUUGCAGCACGUAGGUAUGGAGGAAAUGGACAUAAAGAAUCCUAUCACCAUGAAGAGUGUUCCAGCUGAUGGAAAAACUAUGGGUGAAGUUAUGUUUAGAGGCAAUACUGUGAUGAAUGGAUAUUUGAAAGAUCUUAAAGCCACAAGAGAGGCGUUUAGUGGCGGUUGGUUCAGGAGCGGGGACUUGGGGGUUAGGCACCCUAAUGGUUACAUAGAAUUGAAGGAUCGUUCGAAGGAUAUCAUAAUUUCCGGGGGAGAAAAUAUUAGCUCAAUUGAGGUUGAGUCUGUACUCUUCAGUCAUCCAUCAAUUCUGGAAGCUGCUGUUGUGGGAAGACCUGAUGACCAUUGGGGAGAAACACCAUGUGCAUUUGUGAAGUUGAAAGAUGGGCGUAGCGCUAGUGAAGAAGAGAUCAUAAAGUUCUGCAGAGAGCACCUAUCCCAUUACAUGGCUCCUCGAUGCGUCGUAUUUAAAGAUUUGCCGAAAACUUCAACGGGAAAAACUCAGAAAUUUAUUCUCAAAGAGGAGGCUAGGGCCAUGGGUAGCCUUCCAAAGAGGAUUAGCAAACUGUAAAAAUGCACCUUGAAACUUGAGAGGGAAGAGCUAAUGGCGUUCUGGUCUUGGUUGGCAUCGGUUAUUUGUAGACUUUUAUCCGUGGGGUUCGAUUCAAAGUUAUAGCUUAUAAAUUCUAAGGAUUGUGUUGUUUUAACGGAGAUUUUCAUCUUUUAAAUAAAAUUCAGUUUUAAACCUCAUUAGUUA